AUGGGCAAAGCUACGGGGCGCGCGAAAUUGUUCGAGAAGUUUGACGAACAUAUUGAGAAAGACUAUGACCCAGAAACCGAACAUGUGGUAGCGAGUGGCAGCGAAGAGGGCAGCGAUGACGAAAAUGCCGGCACCGAGCACUAUGUCACUGUCGCAAAAAGCAAGCUGCGCCAAAAAGGCGAAAACUCCCUCGGACCGCAAUACAGAGGCUCAAAAGUGAGUCGAAGUGUGCUAGAAAGAGAGAGCUCGGAUGAGGAAGGCGAGGACGAGGAGGAGGAGGACGAUGACGACGAGUACGACGAUCCUGAAACGGCAAAUCUCGAGAUCGAUACCGUGGAAGCCAGUGAUUCAGAAAUAGGAAGUGACGAUGCCCUCGGCGAAUCAGACAGCGAGAAGCUCAGCAACUUCGUCUUUCGUGGCAGCUCCAAACCGAGAACAGCCAAGAGCAGGCGAGCCUCCGCCGCGGACUACAUGUCUGGCUCUGAAGAUCAGGAUGAAGGGAGCGGAGAGGAACUGGAUGACGACGAGGAUGAAGAGGAAAGUGACAUGAGCGACGGCUUGGAGGCCCUGAUAGAUGGGGAGGCUGAGGAAAGCGACGAGUCAGGCGAAGGCGAAGAUGACGACGACGACGACGAUGACGAAACCAACGAAUCAGUGAACGAUGAAGAAGAAGAGGACGAGGAUGAAGAUGAGGAGGACGGAGAGGACGAAUCUUCAAACGUCAAGCCAGUUAUGAACGGACGAACACCAAACGCCGACGUCGAAAAGGGUGCGGCUAUUCAAAAGCAACGGAAACUCUAUGACGGCUUACUGAAUUUGCGCAUUCGGUUACAAAAAGCCUUGAUUGCAGCCAACACAUUCAGCGCAUUGGAGGAGGAGCCCGAAGAAGAGGACACAACUACGGAAUCCUACACUACGGCUGAAGCUACUGCUCUCAGCCUACUAAAUACGCUCAGCAGCCUGCGAGAAAAUUGCGGUGCGGCGACCGGUGCUGGUACGAAGAGAAAGCGCGACUACGAGGUCUCAACAACGACCGCCGAAAUCUGGGAGGAAUUACGAGAGCAGGACCGUCGCGCGCUGAAGUCGCGUGAAAAGUGCCUGGAAAAGUGGUCUCACAAGGUGCAGAGCGUCAAUGUGGCGGCACCCAAGGGCCUCGGCUCGCGAAACAAGACGCUCGUGGGGUCGCUGCGCGACCAGCUCAACGACCCGGAGCACCGCCUGGCGAAGCGCACUCGCGUUCCGCGUUCAUGCGCCCCCGCGCAGCACGCCAAGAAGGUGUUCGAGGACGAGACCAUCUUUGACGACGCCGACUUUUACCAGCUCCUGCUCAAGGAGCUCGUGGAGCAGCGCACGGUGGACUCGUCAGCCAACCAGACCAGCGCAGUGCCGUCGGUCGUCGUGACGGCGUCGCGUGAGAACAGGACGCGCAAGGUCGUCGACCGCAAGGCCAGCAAGGGCCGCAAGAUGCGCUUCACGGUCCACGAGAAGCUGCAAAACUUCAUGGCGCCCGAGGACAGGCGGCAGUGGGAGCAGAACGCCAUCGACCGGUUCUUCGGCACGCUGUUUGGCCGCAAACUGGAGCUCGACGAAGACGAGGCGGGCGAGGACGAGGACAUGGAUGACGUCGCGGACGCAGACUUCAAGAUGUUUGCGUAA
Messenger RNA from Cordyceps fumosorosea ARSEF 2679, 1656 nucleotides. RefSeq names its product protein BFR2. Lineage: Eukaryota; Fungi; Ascomycota; Sordariomycetes; Hypocreales; Cordycipitaceae. Gene Ontology annotation, cellular component: nucleolus; nucleus. The record is from RefSeq and is a predicted model, not a curated record. The coding region runs from base 1 to 1656 and encodes 551 amino acids. The transcript has 2 exons. Gene Ontology annotation, biological process: maturation of SSU-rRNA from tricistronic rRNA transcript (SSU-rRNA, 5.8S rRNA, LSU-rRNA).